UGAUGGACAGGGAUAGCAGCAUCAAGCGAAAGCUGCCAUUAAACGUCAGAGUAGACCUUCUAUUAUAGAACAUCGGCCAUCUUUUCAGUUCUACAUACACUGUGAACUAUGGCAGCCAAUAACUAUUUUGGUUUUACACAUAGUGGAACUCAAUAUGCUCCAACGGGGGCGACUCCGUACCAGACAACGCAGCCGGGCUAUGCGGCGAUGGCCCCUUCUGCGGCUGCGGCGAGUUACCCACAGCGUGCGGCUCCAGCUGCUGCAUACGAGACCGCAUAUCCUGCGGCUGCGGCCGCUUCACACGCUCAGUCUGCGCCCUAUGCCGUGCAAGCCGGCACGACAGCUCCAAGCACUGGAUACGACUAUGCCGGGUAUGCGGUGGCCCGCACGACCCAGCCGGCCUACGACCAGGUCACGGCCAAGACCUAUUACCAGCAGCAAGCCACUGCUACGGCGGCCACCUAUGCUAGCACCGACUACACAGGAAGCGGUGGAGGUGCCAAGCCACCAGUGCCGUACAGUGGCGGUAGCUAUGCGGGGGCGGGACGCGGUGGAGCCGCCUCACAGAAGCCGGCAGCGGUUUAUGUGGCGGCCGGAAACAGUCAGCCGCCCAACGGCGCGGCCACCCAAGGCGCCUAUGCUGCCACCGCUUACGGCCAGCAACAGCAGUCUCAGCAGUCGGCAAAAGUCAGUACUUAUUCACGAUAAUUCCAGAAUCACAUGUUUUUAGUAUAAGGCAGGAAAAGAUGUGUACUAUGAUUGUAUAGUGUAGGCCUAUAGUGUAUUGUAUGCUUAGUUUAAGGCAGAAAAAUAUAGUGUACUAUGAUUGUAUAGUGUAGCCUAUUUUAAUAUAAUAAAAUGGUACAUAUUUAACGCCCGUACUCGAUACGGUAA
Nilaparvata lugens (brown planthopper) is the source of this 894-nucleotide messenger RNA. RefSeq names its product zinc finger RNA-binding protein-like. The transcript is spliced from 4 exons. The record is from RefSeq and is a predicted model, not a curated record. Bases 109 to 708 code for a protein of 199 amino acids. NCBI's taxonomy places the organism in Eukaryota, Metazoa, Arthropoda, Insecta, Hemiptera, Delphacidae.